CACGAAUAGAGGAAACCGGUGAAAGUUUGCCCGCUGAACGUCUCGCGCUCCAUUUCAGCAUGCAGGUGUCACUAGCGCUCGUGCACUACGGCGCGCGGCUGCUGUUGCUGCUGCUGCUGCUUCAACAGGGAUGCUUCACAGCGGAGCACGGAUGGAGGGUUUUUAAAAAUGAUGCUACAGAAAUUAUUCCAGAAUACAUGGAGGACACGCAGCGACCCGAAGGGCAGAUACAACUUUCUAACAAUAACACACUGAACCGGGCUAAGAACGGGGGAAGGAGGUCAUCCGCAAACUCACGUACUUAUGGAGCCUCUGAACUGAGUUGUCGGGAGCUGCGUUCAACUCGCUACAUUACAGAUGGAUCUUGCCGCAGUGCCAAGCCAGUGAAGGAACUGGUGUGUUCUGGUCAAUGUCUUCCAGCUCAUCUAAUGCCAAAUUCAAUUCUAAGGGGAAAAUGGUGGAGAAGCAGUUCCUCUGAUUACCGUUGCAUCCCUGCACACUCUCGCACCCAGAGGAUACAGCUACAGUGUCCAAACGGACCAAACCGGACAUAUAAAAUCAGAGUGGUCACCUCUUGCAAGUGCAAACGCUACACACGCCAUCACAACCAAUCAGAUGCCAAGGAGUUGCCAUCCCAGAAGCCACGACGCAAUAAGAAGCACACGCGCAUUCCGCAGGGACGAGGCAGUAGCAAAAUGCCCACAGUCAACAGCAAUUCGUACUGAAGGGGAAGCCGUUCAUGUGUGUGAACUGAUAUAAAAACUUUCUCUCUUGCACACAUACACACAUACAAAUACCUACAUGUACACAUACUUCCGAAACUAAAAAGCUCAACUACUAAAAGAGGGAAGGAAUCAAAUAAAGGAACAAACUCAUUACCAUUUAAUGAACUUGUUGCCCUGGCCAACAACUUUCCAAUGUAUUUCAGAUGUGCCACUGUUUGCAUGAGUUCUUCAGCCUUAAUAGUAACAGUAACAGAAAUGUUUGAUGACAGAAUACCAGAGGAUUAAUGGACAUUUGAGUGAAAAGAGGAAUGCUGUUGUGAGAGAUUAGUUCAGUGUCGAUCAGUUCGUGAUGAUAAAAUUGAGGAAGGAAUACCAUCUCAGGAAUAACUCCUACGCAGUUCAUUUCAAGUUUGAAGUUAAUUGGAAGGGUAAGCUAACUCAAACUAGGGUCAAGCUCCAAACGCUCAACCGAUCUACUGCAAACAUGUUUCUUAUGUGAAUGUUUGUAUACCAGUUUUGUCAUUUUCUUUUGGCACUCAGUGGCAUAUUAUUAGCCUGUCCAGCGGUGUUGGGUUCAAGUGACACGCUGCUGCUGACAGUUUGCUGAGGCCCAGAAUUAUUAACCUUGGUCAUUUGACCAGCCCUUGAGUCCUCUUGACCGACUGGGGAGCUGAGCCAGUCACUAUGUAGGUUUCCGCAACUUUACAUUUCCACAAGAAACGUAUCGGAACUGGCAGUUAGAGCCGUGUUAAGGAGAGUUUGAAAAGUUGUGUCAGCUCUCCAUGGACCAAGUCUCCAGAGGUCAAGAACCGCAAACGGUACUCCUGUGACUUGUCCUAAUUACCAAAUAGUUCCAUUCCUGUGUUUAGGAUUUGAGUCAUAAAAAGCCAUUUCCUGUAGACAUGGUCAGUUCCUGUUUGUUAGAAUACCAGAAAAAGAGGUCCACAUGUGUGUAAGAAUUUGCAGCAAUUCCGCUGCGUGUUACCUUACGGGCAUAGAACUUUUCAGCACUCUCCUUCAAUGGAAACCAUUUGGAGAUAUUCAGCCAUCUGCAAUCACUAGCAGAUAUCUAAAUAGUCACCUACAUCCAUCACUGAGCUCUUCAGAGACGACGUCAUCCUCCCUGUCUCUUCAUCUGAGGAAAGAUGAGAUAAAUGAGAAAUGAAUCUAACUUUGAAAUGUUGGGCUGGAUGGAUGAUAUUACACAGGAUAAAGAGAUAAGAGUAUGCCAAAUCAGACAGUUUUGUCUACACACACACAUCUUGGCUUCGGUCUGUUAAUGACGACUAUCCCAUUCACAUUUGCUUAUGUUUCAUUUGUAAUAGCAACUGGAAGGGAUUUUAUAUAAUGUAAACAGAGUUUCCAAAAAUAGCAUUUGUACAUAAUUUACCUGUGUGGUCUAAUUCAGCGGUAUCCUCUAAAUAACAGAGUACUCAACAAAUGGAUCCACACCCUGUUUGACCAAAAGACCAUUAUGAAGAAAGAACUGCAUAUUUAUUUUUUAAUUUAGACAUUUAAAUUAUUUAUGCAAUCUUUUUCUAGAUAAUAAUAGCCAUUAUUAUACUAUAUGUAAUUAUAGUAAAUUUCAUAAUGAAAAGAGAACAUGAAUAAAGCUAAGCAAUGUAUA
Molecule: messenger RNA, 2352 nt
Organism: Xyrauchen texanus (razorback sucker)
Lineage: Eukaryota; Metazoa; Chordata; Actinopteri; Cypriniformes; Catostomidae
Product: sclerostin-like
Exons: 2
Coding region: 60-725 (221 amino acids)
Biological process (GO): ossification; negative regulation of BMP signaling pathway; negative regulation of Wnt signaling pathway
Molecular function (GO): BMP binding
Source: RefSeq, a predicted model, not a curated record